Molecule: messenger RNA, 156 nt
Organism: Cetraspora pellucida
Lineage: Eukaryota; Fungi; Glomeromycota; Glomeromycetes; Diversisporales; Gigasporaceae
Source: the annotation of a GenBank genome assembly
AAUGAAGCCUAUCUUGAUCCAUCUGUCUUUUAUAUUAAAGGCAAAUAUGAAGCAACAUUUCAAAAACAAAUAUCUACUACUAUUCUUGAUGAACUAGCAACAAAAGCAGAAGACUAUACUUGUUCUGCUAAUGCUGUUAAAACCAACUCCAAAUAA